GUGGUGCCUGAACCACGGCGCGCCUGGCAGCGGAUUGUAUCGUGGAGGUUCGGAAGACCUUGCCUUGGAAGUCAAACGGUUCAUUCCUGGACUCCACCGCAGGACAGGUUCGUAAGCGCGUAGUGGUGUGUGUGAAUCUGAAGGAAAGUUCAGGGUUGCAAUCCUCUGACUGCAACUUCAGGGAGUUUCAAGUGGAAAGCUCUACAUGUUGGUGCAAGCCUUGGAACUUUGGAAUAGAGAGAGGCAUUAUUGUAACUGUGGUUGGUAGCUUUUUCCUGCACCAGAUUCAUGGUUAGAGCAGGACAGACAUAUUCCGAACGCCUAGCGGUGACUAGCCAGGGUUAGUGGGCGCAACAAGUUUUAAAAUUUCAAGUUGCCUCAAUGGCAAGAAUGAGAGGCGGUGGAGAUCUUGCAGAUUGCAAUUCCCGCGGUCUCCUGUAUUAUGUCGUAGUACUAUGUUUCAUUACCGCCAAUGCCCAGGGUCCUGGUGGGAAGAAGACGUGGAUUAUUUCGAUGAAAGACGAUGCAAAACAGAUCAUGGGAAUUUCCGACCUGAGUGUCCAAGAUCAGCAUGUUUCUAUAUUGGAUACUGUGCUGGGGUUUGGAUCCGACUAUCUCAAAGUACAUGACUUUGAUGCUUGUUUCGAUGGAAUGGCCGUCGUUUUGAGUGAUGAGCAGGCCGCAGCGCUGAAAUCAAAUCCAUUAAUUAGGUCUAUGGAGUUAGACGAAAUUAUGUACGUGAGCACGACACACUCGCCCGACUACAUGCUACUCCCUAUUGCCGGUGGCGCUUGGAAUAAAUCUGGAGGCAUCCACAAUGCCGGUGAGGAUAUUGUAAUUGGCGUCGUCGACACUGGGAUUUAUCCUGACCAUCCAAGCUUCGCAGCCGAUGAUGGCGUUAAACCGUAUGGUCCACUUCCAACUUUCCUAGCCAAAUGUGGGACCGAUUCGCGUGUUCCUGGUGGAUUCUGCAACGGAAAGAUAGUAGGAGCUCAACAUUUCUUUGAUGGCGCACUCGCGUCCGGGACGAUGAACAACUCCGAUCCUGAUGCGCUCAGCCCCUUGGAUGCUAACGGUCAUGGAACGCAUUGUGCUGGAACUGCGGCAGGGAAUUAUGGAGUACCAGUCCUCGUCCAUGGUGUUGACUACGGCACGGCCAGUGGCACUGCCCCACGAGCACGGAUUUCAGUCUACAAGGCAUUGAAUGCAGAAGGUACAGGAAGGUCCUCCGACAUCAUCGCUGCUAUCGACCAGGCUGUCAAGGAUGGUGUGCACAUACUCAGUUUGUCACUCGGCGGCAGCACACCAAGUGGGAAUGUUACCUAUACGAAUGGUUUGUCUAUGGCGUGCUUGGGAGCUGUCAAGGCUGGUGUGUAUGUUGUACACGCCGGUGGAAAUACAGGACCGGAACCUUCUACCGUAGUAUCAUACAGUCCGUGGCUGACCACCGUUGGUGCUACCACAAUGGAUCGUUCUUACCCUGCGUAUUUGUACACAUCCGAUGGACAAAGCUACUCCGGUCUGGGACUCACUCUUGGCACACCUGGUACUACAAAUUAUGCAUUGGUCAGAGCGGCUGAUACAGUGGCGUCUCAGGCGAACUUGAACCCAGACUUUGACUGUGACGAUGCUACAUUGCUUAACAAGAAACUAAUUCAGGGGAAGAUCCUCAUUUGCACAUUCUCUGGGAUGAUCGAUGGAUUAAAUCCCUCGAUUUCAUCUCGUAUCGCGGCGAAGGCGACGGGAGCAGUAGGACUGGUGCUGGUGGACGGUCGUGUGUUCCUUGAGACAUAUAGUCCAGGGUCUUUAAAUUUCUUGAACUUUCCAAGCAUCAUGAUUAAUGGAAAGACAGCCCAGCUAUUCGCACAAAGCUUUCAAGCCGGUCUUACUGGAAGGUUGAGUGGCGGAGGCAAGGCUGAGUUUACAGGAUUACCUCCUAAGGUUGCUACAUUUUCUAGUCGUGGUCCCAACGUGUACGAAGGUUUUACGGAGGUGUCACCCACUAGUCAUCCCGUAGCUGAUGUGCUGAAGCCCAACAUUGUAGCACCAGGCGUGGAUAUUUGGGCCGCUUAUUCUCCUCUCCAAACUGAGAAGGUGAAUUUUCAAGGGCAAAAGUGGGGCAUGAUAAGUGGCACAAGUAUGGCGACUCCACACCUCGCAGGAGUAGUGGCCCUUGUUAAGCAAUUCCACCCUGACUGGAGUCCUUCCACCAUUGCGUCCGCGCUUGCUACCACUGCGAUUUUCUUAGAUAGCCUCGACAAUCCCUUGGUUGCGUAUGAUCAGGAACACGAUAUAAACACAGAUACGAAGCGGCUAUUCAAGCGACCCGGUAACGCAUUCGACUUUGGUCACGGCUUUGUGGAUUCCUGGGCUGCCCUCGAUCCUGGUCUAAUCUUUGACGCAACUUAUACCGACUACGUCGACUUUUUAUGCUCCGUUGGAUCACUUAGUCCUGCGUCUGUUCAAGCAGCCUCUGGAGCAACCUGCUCUCCUGGGAUCCACAAGUCUACGGAUCUUAACCUCCCGAGCAUCACUAUCGGCAUUCUGACAGGCACCCUGUCUGUUCCACGGGUGGUAACCAAUGUCGGUCCUCUUGAAACCUACACUGCGGUGAUCUUUAAUCCUACUGAUGUGGAGGUCUCGGUUGAUCCUCUCACUUUUACCAUUUCUCCUGGGAAGACGCAAUCGCUCACAGUUACUCUGAAAGCUCUCAAGAAUGCAGUGUAUCUUAAUCAAACAAGUUUCGGAAGGAUCGAGUUGACUGGAAGCUGGGGCCAUAGGGUGAAAGUUCCAGUGACUGUGACCUACAAACAGACGUCGUAAGACAAGAGACAUAAGUAGAGCACCACACUUUUUGAAUUCGAGAUUCCAUUGAUUUAGUUCCUCGGAGAUCUUCCCUUCGUAUCAUUGACCACUCAAGCUGUGGCGAGUGCAUUAGUUGUGUCUUGAUUGGGCUCCACUAUUCGGUAAUCGGAGUGGGCCAUGGUGUUGGUGAACACAUUAGCAUAGUGCAUGCGUUUCCUGCAACAAGGAGAUGCGACAUUUAGGAGACUCUGGUCCGAAUUCAUCUUCUUACAAAUCAUCACAUGAUGAAAACAUUGGUAAAGAAUCGGUGACGAACAUUCCCUUCUUGCAUUGAUUAGAUCUCGAGUUGUCGAUGCAGGGUGCCAGUUGCAGGUGAUGUAUAGUCGGUUGUACUAUUUUUUUGCAGUAACCUCAUUUCCACCA
Physcomitrium patens is the source of this 3228-nucleotide messenger RNA. RefSeq names its product subtilisin-like protease SBT2.5. Gene Ontology annotation, biological process: proteolysis. The record is from RefSeq and is a predicted model, not a curated record. Gene Ontology annotation, molecular function: serine-type endopeptidase activity. Lineage: Eukaryota; Viridiplantae; Streptophyta; Bryopsida; Funariales; Funariaceae.